ACAGGUUGGUGUCUACGUCUGCAUUUCUCCAAUGUUUAGAAAAGCCAUAUGACGCCGACUCUCACAAAAUAUCCAUCUUUCUGCACAGCCUGAAAACCGCGUUGCUAUCGUGCACGUCAAAAGUUUCUAGCCAAAAGCACCUCUUCGAUCAUGCCUGAACCCUGCCAAUACUUCAACUUCCUUGGACUGCCUCGCGAGAUCCGAGAUGCAGUUUAUGAGUAUACACUUUGUUCUUUCAGUCAGCACCGUGGCCCGUAUGAUAUUACACAUUGUGCAGCUCUGUGCUCAUGGGCAGAUUUGCAAAUAUGCCAUUUCACUGGGAAUCUCAACCUACUGCUUGCGAAUCAACAAACCCACAAUGAAGGCUACAAGAUGAUGUUGGAGAAGAACCUAUUUGUCGUUGUUCAAAUCCACGACUCCGUGAACGAAUGCUCAAUGAUACACGGCCAUCUACCGCCAACAUAUGUUCUGUAUUCCGCCUACCACAAUGAACGAGAGCAGAUGCGUCCGGAAUCAUACCCGUGGCACACCAUGCGUAUAAGGCUAGACAGCAAAAACAAUAUGUUAGGAGAGAUGGCGAUGAAUGGCGAAUAUACUGAGAUUGUCAUGUUAUUGGAAGAUUGUAUGGAUAUAUUCAAGAGAUUUGGACUUCGCAUUACCGACGAAAAUCUGCCUGACCCAAAUGGAAGAUUGAUUCCUAUGCGACUACCAAUAAAGGUAGUGGUGGAGCUCAACCCCAAGAGGAAAGGGGGCGACAGGAAGACCAGCUACAUGAAUAUACGGAACUCCCGCUUAGCCAUCGACCAGAAGAAGCUUCUGAAGCACAUUGGAGACACUUUUCGCGCUUAUGACAAUUUUGAGAUUAAGAAUUGCGAUGACGAAGCACUAGCUGCAGAAAUUGUCCAGCAAGUAUCCAAGGAUCCGUCUCUCAGUCUGGCCUCUUUCCAAGCUCACAUCGAAAGACAUGCCCACAGUUCCGAAGCCUCUUGGAGUCAGAGAAACAUCGUGGAAUGCGCCAACUUCUGUACCGAGGGGCUCGAAUUAGUCCACCGUGUUCGAUUCAGCGCUCCACUCGUGCACCAGCUGUGCGACAACGGUUUACAGAAUUGUUUCCACACGAGCCAGUUAAUUCACAGGCUAUACUACCUCUUAGCACGGUGCACUUUUGCCCAUCUCUCCACGCUAAUAGACAAGCGCAUCGAGGAAGACAAUUAUCAGUACAUCGGCGAUACCGCCCAUGCUCUUUUCGACUUGCUCAAGACGCACAGAAAACGUGUUCAUGGUUUCUUAUCACAUCAUGAUCCUCCCGUUCAUGAAGAAGCCGAAAUUAAUUAUAUGAAAGCGAAAGCCCUACGUGUAGAAUGUGAAUUCCAUUCAAUGGCACCAUGGAGUGAAAUGCUCAGAUGUAUAGAGAAAGCUAAAAGGUUGCAGCCAUGCAAUCCUAACUAUGAGGAAGAAGAGAGAAAAGCAAAAGUUUGGCUCGAAGAUGGCGCGAGAUAUAAUGCUUGGUUGCGUACUGUCAACUGGGGGGAAUAUCAAACGAUGAGGUAUUGGAGGAUGGAGACUGAUAAGUCAGUAUUUGAAUUCUGAAUGCCUUAUCAGCCAGCGAUAUGAGAAUGAGCCAGAUGGCGUAUAUUAUGGGUCAGAUGAAGUUUAUUCAAAGAGAUGAGUAUGAUAUCGCAAUUGGUGAAGGUUGGUAUCAAAGGUCAAUGAGCAAGUACGCGCUGGCCAGACUAUGAAGAGCGAUCAGACAAUUUGCUUAAACUGAUGCAAUCAAUCAUCGAAGUUGGGUCAUCAUAGAGUACAGUCCCGAACAAACGCCCACGACUCAUUAUGGGGUAUAAGCGAUCCUGUGUUACAAGCCGAGCU
Molecule: messenger RNA, 1869 nt
Organism: Bipolaris sorokiniana ND90Pr
Lineage: Eukaryota; Fungi; Ascomycota; Dothideomycetes; Pleosporales; Pleosporaceae
Exons: 2
Coding region: 151-1590 (479 amino acids)
Source: RefSeq, a predicted model, not a curated record